Messenger RNA from Anoplophora glabripennis (Asian longhorned beetle), 843 nucleotides. RefSeq lists its product as uncharacterized. NCBI's taxonomy places the organism in Eukaryota, Metazoa, Arthropoda, Insecta, Coleoptera, Cerambycidae. Bases 49 to 777 code for a protein of 242 amino acids. The transcript has 5 exons. The record is from RefSeq and is a predicted model, not a curated record.
AUAGAAAAAUUUACAUCGACAUUAUACUGGUGUUGUUAACGAGAAAACAUGAAACUUUUAACAGUAUUUUGUAUAUUCGCUAUUGCCAUUGGAGCAAAUGCCGAUAUUGAUACAGAUGGCUAUACCAACAAGCAGAUAUUCCUUCGUAUUAUAGAAUGCGCUCAAAAAGUAAUAGUAAAAGGUCUUCCCGAAAUUGGCGUACCUCCUCAUGACCCACUCAGAAUUUCAAAAAAUUUCACUUACACUCUAGAUCUAGGCAGUUACAGUAUUGAAGUUGGUGUGGAAAACAUGUACAUGGAAGGUAUACCAUGGUGGGAAGUGAGACAGAUGGACGAUGUAAGUGAGAAAGAAGAAAAUCCUGUCUUCGACUACAAUAUAUACUGGAAGAUGAUGUCCUUCGAGGGCAAAUGGAAAUUUGUCAUUACUGAAACCAAGACCGGCAAUAAAAUGGUUGAUAAUGGUGGAGAUAUUGGUUUUGAGCUUGAUCAUCUCACCUUUGCCGGGAGAUAUAAUUUCUCCAAACCUGAGGAUGACAAAGAAGUAGGUUUUAAUGAUUUGACCCUUCAUUUGCACACGGAAGAAAGUGAGGUGCACUUUGACAACUUGGGCUUGAUAAGUAGCGGUAUACGUCUUCUCGGAGGACCAGCUCUGACAAAAAUCUUCAAUAUGGACCUUUUGACUGACAUUUUGGGCCCAGGAAUCAGAGACAAGUUCAACAAAGACUGGGUCGGAAAACCAGAACGAAUUGUUGCCCUUAUAACUCACUGCGAUGAUUGACGAAUCAAUUAAGUAAUGUAAACCUAUUUACUAUCUAUUCAGUAAUAAAAAGAACGAAAAGAAUUA